Nematocida ausubeli is the source of this 765-nucleotide messenger RNA. RefSeq lists its product as uncharacterized. Gene Ontology annotation, biological process: carbohydrate metabolic process. The record is from RefSeq and is a predicted model, not a curated record. Gene Ontology annotation, cellular component: membrane. The coding region runs from base 1 to 765 and encodes 254 amino acids. NCBI's taxonomy places the organism in Eukaryota, Fungi, Microsporidia. The transcript has a single exon. Gene Ontology annotation, molecular function: chitin deacetylase activity.
AUGAUAGGAGCUGUAAAUUGCUUAAGAGCCCCCAGCCAGUGCGCCAAGCCAGGACAAAUAGCCUUGGUCUUCAGUGAUGGGCCUGUACAGACAAGCCCUGAACUUCUCCAGACUCUGACCGAUGAAGGAGUCCCUGCCACAUUCAUGUUCUCCACGGUUAAUAUUGACCACGGCGGAGUGGCUGAGGUAAUCAGACAGGCAGUAGAUGACGGCCACACCGUGGGUCUCAGAACCAACCCAAUCUACGACUUCAGCGAAAUGAGCGCCGAUGAGAUAAAGGAGGCCAUUGUGGGAGAGCUUAAUGUUCUUGACGAAGUAGCAGGGCAGAAGACAAAGUACAUUGCAAUCAACCAGCCAGAUGUCACAAACCAAACAGUUCUUGAAAUAAUUGAUGACUUAGACCUAGUUCUUAUCAACUACAACUACGACAUGUACGGAACAGACGAUGACUCUGACAACAUGAUCAACAGAUGGAAGCUGAAGCUGAAGUCUGUUAGACCACAGUCCUCUUCCUACAUUGUUCUCCAGCACGACCAGAGAGAGUCUGAGCUUUGUAUUGUGCCUGAUGUAGUCAGCAUGGGAAGCGCAGCAGGGUACUCCUUUGUAAACAUCGAUGACUGCCUUUCCGGCGUGGACAUGAACGGGCCUGGAGGCUCGUCUGGAUCAGGCGAUGACAGAUCUGAAAGAACUGGCGUGGAAAGAAAGAACAGCGCAGCUUCUCCUCUUGUUCUUUUGGGGUGCAUGGCAGGAGCCCUUGCCCUGUAA